UGGAAACUGGUCCCAAGGACGUCUAUCCCCAAGGGUAGACGCGUCAUGCGAGAUGAUCUACGGACAAGAUUACACCAAGACGAGCUCGCCGACAGCCAGAGCUGAGUCGUUACGGAUACUCUUUCACAUAGCGGCAGCCCUGGACUACGAACUCACCCAGAUCGACGUCAAGACCGCGUAUCUAUAUGGUAACAUUGAUGAAACCGUGUGGAUGGAACAACCCCCCGGACUCGCCGAACGUGG
Molecule: messenger RNA, 243 nt
Organism: Mycena citricolor
Lineage: Eukaryota; Fungi; Basidiomycota; Agaricomycetes; Agaricales; Mycenaceae
Source: the annotation of a GenBank genome assembly